Molecule: messenger RNA, 1121 nt
Organism: Colletotrichum phormii
Lineage: Eukaryota; Fungi; Ascomycota; Sordariomycetes; Glomerellales; Glomerellaceae
Product: methyltransferase domain-containing protein
Exons: 2
Coding region: 327-1121 (264 amino acids)
Biological process (GO): methylation
Cellular component (GO): eRF1 methyltransferase complex
Molecular function (GO): nucleic acid binding; protein methyltransferase activity; S-adenosylmethionine-dependent methyltransferase activity
Source: RefSeq, a predicted model, not a curated record
CAUAAAUUCAAUUUGUGUACAUUUUGACAAACCUUCCUGUUGACCGCAAACGCAUUGUAACGCAGAUGGAUGAAUCGUGAUUUUGUUCUGUGGUUGGUGUAAGUGAUAUGAACCCCACAAAUUUCAUCCGACUCUGAACUAUCUCAGAAUUUGACUCUCUUCACCCUAAAUUUUCAUCGAGCCAUCGUCUCUCGAGCUUCAGAUCAACGGGCCGCGCGUACGAAGCCCAGUAACUAGAGCAUACGGACGGACUCAGCACAAAGACGUUGAAUCUGAAACCAUCUGGAAGAACCACAAAACCCAGGAAAUAUCCCGCCUCAUCCAACAUGCUUCCCACACCAGAUACCUCCCACGUCCCAUUCGAGCGUGUCUACGAGCCGGCAGAGGACUCGUACCUCCUCCUAGACACCCUCUCAGCCUCGUCAGAGACAUCUUUCCUAACAUCCCGCUUCGGCACCGAAACAACAACAUCAGAAUCAAAGUCAAGACCAGCAGCCCCACUGGUAGUCGAAAUCGGCACCGGCUCCGGCGUAGUAAUAGCCUUCCUCGCCGCCCACGCCGCAACCCUCUUCGGCACACCCUCGGUCCUAACCGCAGGCAUCGACCUAAACGGCCACGCCUGCCGCGCCACAACCUCCACCGUCCGCCGCGCCGUUGCCGACAACCCCGCCACGGCCGGGCCCCUCUGGCUCGGCGCCGCCAUGGGCGACCUCACGAACCCGCUCAGGCCCGCCAGCGUCGACGUCCUCGUCUUCAACCCGCCCUACGUCCCGUCCCCAGAGCUCCCCGCGCAGUCCUCGGCCACGCUCGUCGCGGACGCCGCCAAGCAGACGACGUUUGACGAGGACUCGUACCUACUCUCGCUGUCGUACGCGGGCGGGCGGGACGGGAUGGAGACGACGGACCGGUUGAUUGAGGCGUUGCCUGGGGUCUUGAGCGCGAGGGGGUGCGCUUAUAUUCUGCUGUGCGCGCAGAACAAGCCGGACGAGGUGAAGGGCCGGAUCGAAGGGUUUGGGGCCGGGUGGAGGGCCGUCACUGUCGGGGAGAGCGGGAAGAAGGCUGGGUGGGAGAAGUUGCAGAUCAUCAGGGUGUGGAGGGAGACGGAGGGGAGCCCUCGAUAG